Messenger RNA from Cynoglossus semilaevis (tongue sole), 970 nucleotides. It is a transcript of the gene cytl1, whose product is annotated as cytokine like 1. NCBI's taxonomy places the organism in Eukaryota, Metazoa, Chordata, Actinopteri, Pleuronectiformes, Cynoglossidae. The record is from RefSeq and is a predicted model, not a curated record. The coding region runs from base 153 to 656 and encodes 167 amino acids. The transcript is spliced from 3 exons. Gene Ontology annotation, biological process: positive regulation of transcription by RNA polymerase II.
AGUACAUAUAUUUCCCAUCAGACCCAAGGUGGAUACUACUGGUCAUGUUGCUCUCCAGUCUGACCAUGGCGAUGCCUGGGCUAAAUCCCUCAGUGAAAUAAAACCACUAAUUGUUCUGGAGUAAACACAGGGGUGUGUUAGAAUUCAUCCACAUGCAUACGUGGCUGCAGUCGAGCAUCGCCGACACGGACAAACAAACAAAGACUUUGUGCUGCAGCAGUCAGACAGUCAUGGCGAUCCUUUAUCACUUCUUGCUUAUUUCAUCUCUGGUGCCGUUGGUGCUCAACUACCCUUUCAUCCCACCCACCUGCUACAGCAAGGUACUGAACAUGGCACGAGACCUCACCCACUGGGCAGCUUAUCUGAAGAGGGCCCCGGAAACUACUUAUUGCAUGGCACACAUGCCAGACCUCCACCUUGAUAUCCAUAAUGGAUGUGUGAUGUACAAAAUGAGGACCUACAUCUCCCUGGUGGACGGCCUGAGAGAGCGCCGCUGCGCCUACACCAGAGAUGUGUGGAGGCUGGGAUCCAACCUGAGACAGCUCUUCAUCUUCAUGUCGGAGAAGUGCCAUGGGGUAAGAGACAGUGAGAGAAGGUGUCUGUACAGGUGUGCAUCACAAUCCAAACUGUAUCACGAAGAAAACUCUGGCUCAUGAGCUUCAGGAAACACACAUUGGUUUGAAAUAUACAUUAUAUAUAAUUAAACUGCUUGAUACUGUAAUUGACCAAUAUAUUGCCGUUACAAAACAAAUAAUCCAAGACAUACUGUAUGUGGAGAUUUGUUGUCAUAGAUUUUUGACACACAUGAACAACUUGAGUUUUCUGAACGAGUAUUGAUCCAUCUUGUCUAAUGGCGCCCCCCUCUGUUUCUGCAGGAGUUGGUGUUCACAAGCUUUGACUGUGCUGCUCUGGAACGACAUUAUUUUUUCUAACAUCACCUCUAUUAGAUCACUCUACUAUUAGAGAAAGA